UAUUAAAGUGUUAGGUAUACUCCCAACUGUGUAUAAUUUUGUUUCCCGCACGAAUUACAUUAUUCAAGUUUUUCGUUGAAAUUGUAUUAAGUGUCAAAACUAAUAAUUAUGUCACGAUAAUUUUACUGCUUAUAUUUAACAUAUAAAUAUUAGUUGUAAAAUGAUAGAGAUUCAAACUCCAAAUUUUCACAUCUUACGUCUUCCAAAAACCAAAACUUUCAUAUUUAUAUUAGUGACAAUAAGCAUAUUGACCAUAAUCGUGGGGUUUUUCAGAAAACUGGAACCUGUUCCAACCGUCAGUAAUACAUAUUGUUUUGAGAACAAUUUCACCAGUUCGAGAUUGGUGUGGCCGGAACAACUGCCCUAUGGUGACAGAAUCAUAGAGCAAAUGUAUUACGUGCCGAAAGACUACAGAUACGAGAUGACACCUUACAAACGGAUUUUAAUCCAAAAUGGCAUCGGCGAAGAUUGGGAAGUUCUCAAAUCCGACCAGGGCGAGUUCAUUGGAUGUCCCGUGAGUCAAUGUUGGUUGACGCACAACAAGUCACUGGGUCCGGAUGUUGACGCGGUCCUUUUUAGGCAUUAUUACAAACGCCCUGAGUAUCAUAGGCCGCCCAAUCAGAUUUGGAUUUUAUUUAACACCGAAUCUCCGUAUUCCACGUCAUUAAUAAGCGACGCCAACGUAUUCAACUGGACGGCUAACUACCGUUGGGACAGUGAUGUACCGCGUACUUAUGGUUACUUCAUUAAAAAUAACUCGCCUCUGCCUCCGGACGGGGGAAAAAAUUACGCUCUAAACAAGACUAAGAAAGUGGCGUGGUUCGUCUCGAACUGCAAUCCGAACAGCAAUCGUACGAUUUAUGCAAACGAACUCGCCAAACAUAUUACGGUAGACGUGUAUGGCGGCUGCGGGACGAAUAAAUGUCCCCGAACAAAAAAUGCAGAAUGCUUUCAGAUGCUCAAAAAUGAUUAUAAAUUCUAUUUGUGUUUUGAAAACUCACAUUGCGUUUACUAUGUAACUGAAAAAUUUUUCGCCAAUGCACUGAGUAACGACGUGUUGCCGAUCGUCAUGGGGCCGAAACGGAGAGAUUACGAAUUGAUGGCGCCGAACUAUUCAUUCAUACACGUAGAUGACUUCGGGUCACCAAAAGAGCUAGCCGAAUAUUUGCAUUUGUUAGACAAAGACCAUCAGCUGUACAACGAAUACUUCCGAUGGAAAGGCUCGGGUACGGUAACCCGGGACACCCGGUUUUACUGCCGAUUGUGCGCAAUGCUCCACGACACGAAACGCGCGCCAAGACACUACGAAGACAUCAACGAGUGGUGGAGAGGCCCUGGCACAUGUCAAACUUAAUGAUACUAUAUUAUUAUUCAAGUAUAAACUGUUAUGUAUAUACGAUUUUUAUAAAAAUCUAUCGUUGCAAUAACUGUUCAAUAUUGUAGUCGUUAUACUGCCAACGAUGUUAUUGUUCGUAAUCAUAAUUUUUAUAGUAGGUAAUAAUAAAAAUUUUUAUAAUUAU
Molecule: messenger RNA, 1520 nt
Organism: Acyrthosiphon pisum (pea aphid)
Lineage: Eukaryota; Metazoa; Arthropoda; Insecta; Hemiptera; Aphididae
Product: glycoprotein 3-alpha-L-fucosyltransferase A-like
Exons: 5
Coding region: 161-1354 (397 amino acids)
Cellular component (GO): membrane
Molecular function (GO): fucosyltransferase activity
Source: RefSeq, a predicted model, not a curated record